Echinops telfairi (small Madagascar hedgehog) is the source of this 692-nucleotide messenger RNA. Its product is annotated as C-C motif chemokine 4. Gene Ontology annotation, biological process: G protein-coupled receptor signaling pathway; monocyte chemotaxis; inflammatory response. NCBI's taxonomy places the organism in Eukaryota, Metazoa, Chordata, Mammalia, Afrosoricida, Tenrecidae. Gene Ontology annotation, cellular component: extracellular region. The transcript has 3 exons. Gene Ontology annotation, molecular function: CCR chemokine receptor binding; chemokine activity. The coding region runs from base 104 to 382 and encodes 92 amino acids. The record is from RefSeq and is a predicted model, not a curated record.
AAAGAGGAGUCCCCAACUCAGUAUCAGCACAGGACAGUCGGAGUGCUGAAGCUUCUGGAUUCUGCAGUCUCAGCGUCUACAAAGCCUCCCCUCAGCCCACACCAUGAAGCUCUGCGUGGCCGCCCUCUCUCUGCUUGUGCUGCUGGCUGACUUCUGCUCUCCGGGCCUCACCGCACCGAUGGGCUCAGACCCUCCGACUGCCUGCUGCUUCUCCUACACCCUGCGGAAGCUUCCUCGGAACUUUGUGAUGGAUUACUACGAGACCAGCAGCCUCUGCUCUAAGCCAGCUGUGGUGUUCCAAACCAGAAGGGGCAAGCAAAUCUGUGCCAACCCCAGUGACCCCUGGGUCCAGGAGUACGUGGAUGACCUGGAGCUGAACUGAGCCCGCCGAGAGCAGCGCGUCUCCGAAGAAGGACACGCAAGCCCGGGCAUCGCUCUGUGAGCCACAUCCUCUCCACACUCAGGAUUCCUCUCAGCAUGCCCUAUUCGUUCUCUUAAGUCAAGCCUCAUUCUGUGUUAUUGUAUUUGGCGACAUUGAGAUUAUUUAUGUCUGUUUUACUGACUCCCACGUGUCCCCCAUGGGGAUGGUCCACCACUACGCUUUCUCUGCUCCUGCAGGUACCUCAGUCCUGUCGAUGGACUCCAUGUGUUUGCAUAAAGACCAAACAAAUAAAAUUUUGUAACAAUUGUGA